CCAAACCCCAAGAGCCAAUAUUAUCUCAUCCUCCACCCUUUUAUAAACCCCCCCAUUCUCUCCACUUUCCUACACCACCUUCGUCCUUCCGCUUUUCUUCUUCCCCAUUCUUAGUUGCUACUUUUCCCUGUUCUUCGGGUGCAUUCUCGUCCCUCGUGCUCCUUUUAGUUACCAACGACAAAGUUGAUAAUCUGCUUGGGAAGGACGCCCUUUUUCGUUUGUAAUUUGUAAAACAAGAAAGAUUCGGUCUGUGCUAUUUAUGCACACCAUUGGCAACUGCCAUCUGCCGUUCCACUCGUCCGAAGCCAUCUUCUUGCAUCAAGCGCCACCAUGUCAACGCCCCAGAGCGGCAGCGCGAGCCCAGCGACCACGGCGGCGGCGGCGGUAGAGACGAGCAAGCACUGGGCGCCGCACGGCCCGAUGCUGACGGCCUGCCUCGUCAGCAUCAACGUGCUAAUGAUAGUCCUCAUCUUCUUCUACUUCUGGCGGUUCUUCUCCGGGAAGCGAGGGCCGUCUACCCCCGGAGGUGCUGAUGAGGAGUCGUCAUCGACCGACUCGUCUCCGGCGACCUCGCCGAGAGCGUCCAGGCGACUGCGCGACCCCGAGCAGCCGGACAUCCCGUCUUCCCUGCCCGUGUCCGUGUUCGACUCCAGCAGCGAAGCCGCCGGGAAGGCGGCGGCCGACUGCGCGGUGUGCAUCGUGGAGUUCCGGGACGGCGACCUGGCGCGCCUCCUCCCUCGCUGCGGGCACCGGUUCCACGCCGCGUGCGUCGACGCGUGGCUGCAUCUACACUCCACGUGCCCGCUCUGCCGCGCCAGCGUGGUCGCCCCUGCGCCCGCCGCCGCCGAGCCCAAGAACGACCCAAAAGACGACGGCGCGGAGUGCCCGGUGUGAGGCGGAUCUGCGCGCGCCGGCGAGGCCGCGUGCUACCAAAGCCAAGCCAGAGGAGCACGUAAACGGCGGAAGGCGACACGCAUCUUUCGGCGUCGGUGUGUCGCUAUCCCUUAUCUGACUCCUGCGGGUCGGCGAGGUACGGUUGGCUUCGUUCCUCGUCUUUGGGUUUGUUGUGUUCUUGUUACUAUACGUAUCUCUCUGGCUCUCGUCAGUUUUGGUGAUCGGUGAGAUGCAUAUUUGAAUCGGAGUCUUCUUCUAUAUGAUGAUGAUGAUGUGCGUAUGAUUGGAAUUGUAAGAUUAGUAUUAGAUUAGGCUCGCGUGUGAUUGUGUGCGUGACAAAAUUAGUAGUGUAAGAUCAUAUACAUAUGUAAAUUAUUAAUGAAAAGGUUUGAUCGACA
Aegilops tauschii subsp. strangulata is the source of this 1292-nucleotide messenger RNA. RefSeq names its product RING-H2 finger protein ATL2. The record is from RefSeq and is a predicted model, not a curated record. Lineage: Eukaryota; Viridiplantae; Streptophyta; Magnoliopsida; Poales; Poaceae.